Messenger RNA from Trichoderma breve, 1875 nucleotides. RefSeq lists its product as uncharacterized. The transcript has 2 exons. Lineage: Eukaryota; Fungi; Ascomycota; Sordariomycetes; Hypocreales; Hypocreaceae. The record is from RefSeq and is a predicted model, not a curated record. Bases 1 to 1875 code for a protein of 624 amino acids.
AUGGCCUCUUCUCCAGUCCUUGAUCCCAUUUUCUUGACGAGCACUCGCCGUCGUGCUCCCACUCCUCCUCCCUCCCAACCUCCCCAGAAGCGGGCUCGCCAGUCCCCCCUCUCCGAUGCCGAAUUAUACCUUGACGAGGUCAAGGAGGAGUUUAGUAGUGCCGCGUAUAGGGCACCCAUUGGUUGCCAUGAGGAGACUGAAGUGCCUGCGGACCGUUGGGCGUCCUGGGAUUAUGCCAUGGACAUUGAGUGGAAUAGGUUUGUAACUAACAUUCAGGCUGCCGGUCUUGGGGAUGAUCUGGUCCCGGAAUUAUCCAAACCAUCUGGGCCGCGGGAUGCCCUGUUGUGCUGUCUUUGGCACUACCCGACAUAUAGCACCACGCGGCGAUUUUAUGGGCAGACACUGGAUCCAUCGAAUAGUUGCCUGGGAGUCCAGUGUGAUAAGAUACUGGAUCAUACCAAUGUUCGGACCCAGGACACAUAUCCAAUGCGGAUUGAGUAUGAUCGGAAAAGCGACACGCCGCAGUAUCAGAAAAUGUUUGGCGACACCACUGAGAAGAUCUUGGAGACAUGCGAGGGUUUCGCAUUAGAAGCGGUGAAGUCGUCCGCCUUUACGAUUUGCCUCGGAAAGCAAAACUCCAUACUCCUCAGGAGGGAACUUCAAAAAGCCGAGGGGUUAUAUCUCGAGGAAUACAGGAUCAGGAUACCGCUGUCAAUGUACCAAAGACAAGUGUCUUGCCUGGUGGCCCGGGAUCAUGGCGGGACGAUUAGAAAUGUUGUGUUUUUCAGCUACCACGGGAUGUAUUUUACCCACCUGGUUAAGUCAACCAAGGAGAUGCUGUUCUUGCACGACCUGAUCUGGAACGGUGUUUGCGAAUGGAGCCGUGUCCCGGUCGCGACGCAUCGCCACUUUUCGAAUUUUGGCAAGGAGCUCCAUAGGCUUAAUCCCUUAGAUAUCGCCAUCCAUCAUCUAGUUAUGGAGCAGCAAACGGGGACCAUUACUCCACAUGAGGAGGCAAUCGCCAUGUUGCAAACAUACCUUGAGAAGGAGGGGCUUCUGGACACGAUCCGUGGAUUAGACGAGACGCAGAGCGUUAUCAAAACAGUCCAUACAUAUAUGAGUGCCAAGGGAAAACAGGCCAUGAGUGAACCGGGCUGGAAGGAGACCAAGGGCAAAGAAGCGGCGGCCAAACGAGCAGAGACUAUCAGUGACCCGCUCUGGAAGGAGACCAAGGGGAAAGAAAGGUCGGCCAAACUCUCGCAGACCAUAAAUAACCCGCUCUACAAGGAGACCAAGGGGAAAGAAGCGGCUGCCAAAAUCUCAAAGACCAAGAGUGACCCGCUCUACAAGGCAACCAAGGGUAAAGAAACAGGGGCCAAAAUCUCACAGAUCAAGAAUGACCCGCUCUGGAAGGAGACCAAGGGUAAAGAAGCGGCGGCCAAACGAUCACAGACCAAGAGUGACCCGCUCUACAAGGCAACCAAGGGUAAAGAAACAGGGGCCAAAAUCUCACAGGCCAAGAAUGACCCGAUCUACAAGGAGACCAAGGCUAAAGAAUUGGCGGCCAAACGAGCUGAGACUUGGAGCGGGUUUUACAAUAACGCAGAGGUCCAAGCGUUUCUGAGAACGCCAAUGAAUGAGUUGAGUUGGCACGAACGUCAGAAGCAGGAGAAUAUUCAGCUGCUAGGGAAUAGUACAGAUGCUACAGAAGCGAUUGUUACGGCAAGGGCCGACGUGGCAAAAAGGUAUUCCGUGAAAGAAGGCGGGAUAACGCUUGUUAUGCCUGGUUUGAAAAUACUGAAACCUGCGGAUAAAGCUGCCCUGAUAGCAAAGGCGAAGGAGCAGGAAGCGCAGCAGCAAGAAUCAGGAGAGUGA